CCCCACACGCCAUUCAAUUGUGAAACCUCGAACGAGACGCACGCGCUGCUACCAUGGCAAGCACCGGUUCUAAAGUUGCCCUUCACGUUCUAAACGCAAUUAGUUUAAUAAUCGGUCUCGCGAUCGCAUCUGCUUCAAUAUGGUUCUUCUGUCAAGUUAAUGAAUUUACUAGAUUAAGGAACAGUAAUCAUUACUUGCUCGACUACACUGUGUAUUGGCCUCAGGCCAUACCAUGGCUGUUUUUCUUCGUGGCGCUGUUCGUUAUCGGAGUUUCGGCGUGCGGUUUCGCCGGCGCCCGGAAGAAAAGUCGGGGCCUGUUAACUGUGUAUAUUACGAUGUCGUCGAUAGUGAUACUGUGUUUGGUCGCCGCUGCCGUUCUCUCCUUGGUUUUUGCUGACAACAAAUCAACGGAUGACUUCGUCAAGGACACGGUAUGGGAUGUGUAUUUCCAAGCGAAGAUCGACACGGACGUAGCCGAGUCGUUUGGUGUUAUCGAGAGAAAGCUGCACUGCUGCGGCGCUGAUAGCCCGAGGGAUUACAAGAACUGGAAGUCUGAGUUCCCUAUGUCGUGCUGUGACGUAUAUUACCACGGAUGGUUGGAACCUUAUACGAUUGAUUGCGAAUUCACGAAUAAAUUGGCCAAUGAGAGGCACGGGUGUUCUACGGUCGCCGCUCAGUACGCGAGAAUUGCCAUCAAGGUUUUGUCUGCUGCGUCUAUAUUUACCGCGUUUAUUGGCAUCAUGAGUGUGGUGGCCGCUGUUAUGUUAUCAAGAGCGCUGGAAAAGAGAAACCGUCCACCAGUCCAGCACGAGUCAGAGAGCAAAAAGGUUUUACUCUCUUACAAUUCGCUAUGUUGCAACAUUUCUCAUAACACUGCCUGCUAUCAUUCGGGUCGGACGUUUGUAAAGAUGGCGAAAGAAGAAAUGAUCAAGGGUGUUCUGUAUGUGUUGAAUGUGAUAUACGCCGUGUUCGGGCUCGUGACAGCCGCGACGGGCAUCUGGUUCUUUGUGCAACUGUCAGAAUUCGUGGCCUUGAGAAACAGCAACCAUUAUCUCUUGGACUAUAGAGUGUAUUGGCCGCAGGUGGCGCCAUGGUUCUUUAUACUUUUGGGACUUUUCGUCAUGAUGGUGGCCUUCUGUGGAUGGUGUGGUGCCAACAGGGAGAGUAGAGGCCUACUCGGUAUCUAUGGAUUAUUCCUCAUUCUUAUUAUCCUCGGACAAGUGAUCGCAGCCACAUUGAUCUUCGUAUACGUUGACGGCGAAGACACGGACAGAUUUAUAAAGGAUACGGUGUACGAUGGAUAUUACAACUCGCAGUCCAACCCUGAUGUCUUCAAAGCGUUCGGACGAAUCGAAAGGAAGCUGAGAUGCUGCGGAGCGAACGACGCCAGAGAUUACAGGAGCUGGAGGAACGACCUGCCGUUGACCUGCUGCCAGGACAGCUACUACAGAGCGACCUGCGACUUCACCGACAAGGAGGCCAAUGAGAGGUUGGGUUGUGCUAAAGUGGCGUCCGUGUAUACAAAGAUUAUCAGUUCAUCGGUCGCCGGUGCGUCUCUGCUCAUAUCGCUGGUCGAGAUCACGGGAGUCAUCCUCGCCUGGAAGCUGUUCAACACAUUGAGAGAGGUUGAACAUUAUAUCACGGAGCGCAAGGAGGGCGAGACGGAAUGUUAAUAAUCGAGGUAGUAUUAUAAUUCUAAUGAUUGUGUAUUUGGUUUUACAAAACAUAGCUUACUGAAGUUGUAUCGGCUAUUGUGACCGGGUCGAUGUCGCGCUUGAAUAGUCCUGCCGCGAAUCUAUUGUACUUUUGAAUAUGUUACAUGUAUGUAACGCUUUAUAUGUAUAUAGGCUAAAUACCACUCGUAGGACUUUGAGUAAAGUAAAGAAGCGUGUUGUAUAUAAAGCAGAUAUUUUAAUUUUCAUAAUUAAGAAUGACGUCAUUUGAAAAUUCAAGAUGGCGGAUAUAAGCGCCGUGCUUAUAAAUGUAUGUUGAGGAAAAUAUAGCUUAUGUUAAUUGCGUGAAUUCCUGACAUACUAGUUUCUAGCGUGAUUGUCUGUUGAGCUGGAGGCCACGGUCACCAUAGCUGAUACGAAUGUUAUCCUUAGCCAAAUUUUACCACCGAUUCUGUAUGGCCUACCGUAAAUGAAAGUCUGUUCUUUAAUGCCUUUAGUAUAACGUCCAUAAUUCCCUGAAUUCCGAACCGAAUUCGACGAAUCGAGUCGAAUCCUGGGCGAUUUUCUUUUGAAAGUUUUUCUUCCAAGGCUUUAUCUUUUUUUUUUUUUGUGAAUAAAAUUCGUUUCCUUGGUAAGGAAGUGUUUGAAUUUUUAUUCGUCGCUAGUUUUCGAACUGACUUACGUUACCAUUUGUGUCAUUUAAGUGACUUUAUUUUAUAAUAUUUUAAUGUAAUUUAACUACGAUAUACUUUGUAAAUUUUCGGUAAAGUUUUUUAUAUUAGAAAUUUUAUAUUAUCAUUGUAAUGAAUUAAGAUUUUUAUAUGAAAUAUCAGUAUUUUGUAAGUUUUACUUGUAUAUUUUAAUUUUGAUCACAGCUUUAUUUGUAAUGCAUGCUAUAAUUAUAUUAUGUAACGGUCCAAUCUCACGAACUAGAAUCGAAUCUGUAAUAUUGGACUCAAACUUGCUUUCUCCGCUGGUUAAGAACAUCUCAUCUAAUUAAAUCUUGAAUCUUUUAACUCUUAAUUAUGUUUAUAAUCUUGAUAAGGGCCACACCUAGUUCAAAGUUCAUUCGACGCCUUAUUUAAUCAUUAAUUUCCUCCUUAAGUCAUGAAUCACUUGUUUUGACUCAUAACUCGGUAUAUGACCUCGAUGCCCCACGACAGCAGCUUGUAACAAAUGCUUAGUUAUGCAAGUUAGCGGAGUACAUCAGUGACCUUCUAAUGUAUGGUUUUAGUGUUAAGCCUUAUAGCGACCUUAUUAGAAUAUUUAUUUAUUUAUACUUUAUUGCACAACAUGUAUAGCGGAGACGAUAUAUUAUGAGAUACAAAAAAAAGACAAACUCUUCAUAUAUUUAAUUAUUUCUAGUUCAGUUUUGAGUAGGUUUCGUUUAAUGUUAAACGUUUUGGAGUAUAUAAUGGUAGAAUAUUUUAAUUUUAUGUUGCAAGAGCGAUUAGGUGCGAAUAUCAAAUAUCAUUGUAAGCUGUGUGCUUGGAUUGUCGUCUUGUAGUGGGGUAUGAGAAAAAUUCGACCUCGGCUCGCUCAGCUAGUAAGUAGCCUCUAAUUUGGUAAAUGAGAGAUGUUAGCUAAGCUUAAAACUUGUCUUUGUUUAUUUUGAACGGAACUUAUGCUACUACAAAUAACCUAUUUUUUUUUUUAAACUUAUAAUUCGAAAUACAAUAAACAAAAUGUAUAUGAAUAGUUAUUUUAUUUUAAAUUUUUUUAAUGAAGUUUUUAUACCAAUUUAUAAAUGUAACAUUUAUGUUUAUCUAUUUUUGAAACUGUUACAUGUAUGCAUUUUGAAUAUUUUUAAUAUAAUUAGUAUGUACAUACGUACGAACCUCUUUACUUAGUAUGUAUGGGCUUGUUUGUUUACGUUUCGACAUCGUAUUGUGUAAGGUCUUUUUAAGGUCCAUCGAAGCUGUAGAUGGCUUUCGACACACGUUUCGUAACUAUUUAUAAAAAGUAGGCCGCGACCGAAACACAGGUGUGCUUAUUAUAUAUGUAUAUUAUUUGCGAAACCGCUUGAAUCUAAUAUUAAUGGUGCCAUCAUAUUGAAAACUUGUAUUGCGACAUAAUUUUUAUACCUAACGAAAGUGCUAUUAUAAUAUAUAAGUAUUUAAUUAGAUUCCCAAUCAAUCCGUCUAAAUUUAUAUCAUUACGUAUUUAUAAUAAUCUGCUUCCGUCCGUUUAUACGUCACGUUUAAAAUAAAUACAAUUUUUUUUUAUAUGUAAAUGUUUAUCCACAUGCCAAAGAAAUGUGUACAAAUGUUCGCAUUCAUUUAAAUCAAAAUAUAUGAAAUGGAAGUAAAUGAAUAAGUUUAUUGCAUGAAAUAAAUAAAUAUAUCAGUUAAGAUAUCGAACCACUGAAUUAUAUUAAUUUAUAAGAUAUUUUUAUACAGUAAUAUAUUUAAAUUAAGUCGGAACUAGUCUUAAGACGUUCAUAUAAAUAUUAUAACUGAAAUAUACGUUUGAAUCUCUA
Messenger RNA from Vanessa tameamea, 4152 nucleotides. RefSeq lists its product as uncharacterized. The record is from RefSeq and is a predicted model, not a curated record. The transcript has 3 exons. NCBI's taxonomy places the organism in Eukaryota, Metazoa, Arthropoda, Insecta, Lepidoptera, Nymphalidae. Gene Ontology annotation, cellular component: plasma membrane. Bases 54 to 1673 code for a protein of 539 amino acids.